UCUUAACUAUCCCAAAAGUCAGCUCUGUUGCACACGGAUGUUGGAUUCUGUUUAUUUUUCUCUCAAAAACUGUUGGUGCACAUGAACGAUAUUUUAAAAAUCUGCCAAUGAGAGAACUGUUGCCCAACCCGGUUGGAUGGAGGACGGUGAAGAAUACACAUCCCAAAAAAAAAAAAACAUCCAAUGAUUCACAAUCGCAGUUUGACUUUCGUGGUUGUCGACUUUCAAGAUCAGCUGUUCAACGACAAAUCUACAAGAGUGACCUGUUUUGGGAGAUGGAGAAGAAGGGAAAAAAGCCGUUCCUGAGAGCUUCUGAAUUUCAUCAAGCCUCAGAGGAACUACACGUGAACCACGUUGUGUGAUCAAACCAAACUUCUGACAAAUACACUAUAAUGGCCAACAAGUAUGUGGACACCUGAGCAUCACACCCACAUGUGGUUCUUCCCCAAACCGUUGCCGUAAAUUUAGAAGCACAUGAUUGUUUAGAAUGUCUUUGCAUGCUGUAGAAUUACAAUGCAUGUAUAACGAUGCGAGCUCCAUGAAGACAUGGCGUGUGAAGGUUGGAAGAAGGUCGAAGAACUCGAGUGUCCAAUGCAGAGCCCUGACCUCAACACUGAACACCUUUGGGAUGAACUGGAACUGGAGCCUCUUCAACCGACAUCAGUACCUGACCUCACUAAUGCUUUUGUAGCUGAAUGAACACAAAUCCCCACAGCCACGCCCCAAAAUCUAGUGGAAAGCCUUCCCAGAAGAGUGGAGAAGAUCCCACAAACCCAUUAGUAAAAUAUAAUGGUGGUGGAUUUGUUCGAUAUAUUGCGCUGAUGGUUCAGGAGGCCUUGUGAAGAUCGAACAUUUGAUAGAGCAUUUUAUUCUAUUUAACACUGGGAUAUUUCAGUCGUAAACACUGGUUGCAUCUGCCAAGAGGUUACGUAAAUGUACCAACAAUCUUAACAACCUCAAAUAUAUUACACCCAAGGGUCUGAGAUGUCUCCAAAAUUGUUGGGGCUUACAGAAAGAUGCUUAGUCCUGUUUAUCUUUGCUUGUGUGGUAUCUUUAAAAAAAAAAAAAAUCCCCUCCAGAAUUAAAUAAAUAAAUAAAAGGUGUUAAAAUUAAACUAUACAGCAUUCAUACAUUUUUAAGUAUGGCUCGAUGCGGGUAUUUUUCCCCCCGUAUAUCUGAAUGAAAGUUGCAAUAAUUCCACUCUACUGUGUAGUUUUAUUUGUAUUUAUUUUUAUUUUCUACGUUUUUACGCUUUUAUCAUGAAAACCUUCUGUGCUUUCAUAUGCCUCAGCUUCCCUAGUCACUGGCCGUCAACGAGGCCGGAUCUCGAAUUGUCCUGUGUUUUAAAUCUAGUGCACUCUGUAGGGCGUGCGCGCCUAUUCCUUGGCACUCUAAGUAGGGUGCCUACGGAGUGAACAUUGCGCUAUUUGGCGACGCCCUCUGUUUGGCUCUAGAGCUAGUCAGGUUUAGUUAGCUGCAGUUCUUCGGUUAGGAUUUCGAGCUAGAGCAGAUGUAGAUAUUAACUAGAAUAUUAAAACUAAUAAACGGUAAAUUAGUGUACGGACCGGCUCGACGAGAUGUUAUGAUAGUUUUCUAGAGGAUGUCAGCGAUUUAAAAUGUUCAAAAUAUCUAUUUUUACCGUUAGCUAGCUAGCUCACUUAGCUAAUAAACCGGUUAGUCAUAUGAGCUGACUAGUUGACUCCAUAUGAGCUGACUAGCUCCUGUUGUUUUAUAGAUAAUUAUUAUUUAUAAUCUGUUUAUCUUUCUUUCUGAGGGUUUUUUUUUUCUUUCUAGCAAACUAUAUACACUUUCUGGAUAAUCCUGCGGGGUUUGUUUGUUUGUUUGUUUGUUUGUUUGUUUUGCAGUUAGUUUUUGCUUCGAGUUUGCUAUAGAAGAACCAUACACAAUAUAUAACAUAUAUAUAAUAAAUAUAAUAAAUAUAUAAUAGUAAGCAGUAAUUAGCAUUAGUGUAGUUAUUUAGUUUGUUUUUCUCAUCAUCAUGGCUGCAGAACUUCAAGCCAAAUACACCAAACUGGCUCAGGAGUACUCAAAGCUCCGAGCACAGAAUCAGGUCCUGAAGAAGGCGGUGGUGGACGAGCAAGCCAGUUCUAACUCGCUGAAGGAAGAGGUGAAGCAGCGCGAACAGAGCCUGCGUAAAGCCGAGCAGGAGAUGGACAGCCUGAGCUUCAGGAACCAGCAGCUGGCCAAAAGAGUGGAACUGCUGCAGGAGGAGCUGCAGGUCACCGAGGCCAAGAGUAAAAAGGGCAAGAAUAAAGGAGAUUCUCCGUCCCAGCCCAGUUACCAGACGCAGAGCGUGUUUGACGAGGACCUGCAGAAGAAGAUUCAGGAGAACGAAAGGCUUCACAUCCAGUUCUACGAGGCGGACGAGCAGCACCGUCAGCAGGAGGCUCGGCUCCGAGUGAGACUGGAGCAGCUGGAGAAAGAUGCAGAGCAGCACCAGGCCGUGGUGGACGGUCUCGCCUCCAAAUACAUGGACACCAUCGAGAAACUACAGAGCGACAAGGCUCGCCUAGAGGUUAUGGUUCAGACACUGGAGAGAGAGACCAAGGAGUGCCGACUCAGGACCGAGGAAUGCCAGCAGCAGCUGAGGAAAUAUCAGACCGAGCUGAGCACUCAGCUAAAACACAACAGCAGUGUGAUCCAGGAGAAAGUUCCCUUCAACGACACCAAAUACAGUGACUACAACAGCUUAAACGUUCCCCCGCACAACAGAAGACAUCAGCUGAAAGCUCGAGAUGCAGCAGGACAAGCCGUGGGCUUCGUGCAGGAUCUCGUCUCUGCUCUGCUCAACUUUCACUCGUACACAGAGCAGAGGGUUCACAUUUACCCCCUGGACUCAUCUAUCGAACCCGUCUCACCUCUCAAUCAGAAGUUCUCUCAGUAUCUGCAUGAGAACGCCGCCUACGUGCGCCCCCUGGAGGACGCCAUGCUGCAGCUGCAUCAGAGCAUCACGGAGGACACGGUUACAGUACUGGAGACGGUGGGGAAACUGCAGGACUUUUCCAGAUCUUUCUCCACUUACACAAAGUUUCUGCAGAAGAUCCUGCCUUAUCAGCUAAAAAGUUUGGAGGAAGAGUGUGACGUCCCUCUCUGCACAGCGUCCCUGAGCGCUAACAACCGUGAGUUACAGAGCGAUAUGAAGCGAGUGACCGCUGUGUUUGAGAAGCUGCAGAGCUACAUCGGUCUCUUGGCCUUGCCUAGUGUGCGUUUGGACGCUGUGCCUCAGAGCAGCUCCAGCGCAGUCUUCACCCAGCUCGCUGCUUGUUUACACGGCCUGCAAGAUGCCACCAAGGAGCUGUUCAAGCAUUACAGUCAGAAGGUGGCCCUUGAGCAAGAGCUGCCUAACAUCACUCAGAAGCUGCGCACCACUAACGAGUGUUUACUCUCCUCCCUGGCCUCCCUCAGCAACAUCACGAAGAAGAUCGCAACGUUCUUCAGCAACAAUCUGGACUUUUUCAUCUCCUCGGCCGGGUACGGGCCCAGAGGCGGAACCGGAAGCCUGAACCCUCAGCAGGCACACAGCAUGCUCAGUAACAAAAAGCACGCAUCCGACUACAUGCUGGCGCUCAGGAGGGCGCCUCCUGAGUCUGUUCCGUACACCGAGGCUCUGUCUAACAGGCGCAUCCUCACCAGCUCCACGGAGAGCAGAGAGGGCCUCAUGCAGCAGGUGCAGCAGAGUCAGGAGAAAAUCGCUCGUCUGGAGCAGGAGAAGGAGCACUGGCUGCUGGAGGCUCAGCUGGGCCGAGUACGACUGGAGAAGGAGAAUCAACGCAUAGCUGAACUGGAGGCCAGACUCUCCUCAGCCCUCGGAGACGGCAUCGCCGCACCCGCACACACCGACCCGGUCUCUACAGGACCAGCUGAGCCAGAUAAAGACGAGAAUACGGGUCGAGACGCAUCUCAAAGCAGCAGUCUGGUUGGAAUGCUCACCACAACCCCGACCAAUGAGAGCGUUGGAGACGAAGAGUCUCGGGAACACCUGAUCAAAACCCAUUACAUGGCGCGAGUGGCCGAGCUCACCUCACAGCUGCAGAUGUCCGACAGCAAGGCCGUGCACUUUCACGCAGAGUGCCGAGCGCUGGCGAAACGUCUGGCUAUCGCAGAGAAAUCUCGAGAGACUCUCACAGAGGGGAUGAAGCAAGCCAAUCAGAACAUCACGUCCCUGCAGGAUGAACUGAGCACGACCAAGAGGAGCUACGAGGACCAGCUGAGUAUGAUGAGCGAUCAUCUCUGCAGCAUGAACGAAACCCUGAGCAAACAGCGCGAGGAGAUCGACACGCUCAAACUGGGAAACAAGGGAAACUCCAAGAAGAACAAGGGCCGGUAGUUUGGUUCGGAGUUGUUCAGCAUCAGUGUGAAGGAAGGAGGAUGUGUUGGGACCAGGCAGAUUUCUCUUAUACACACACACACACACACACACACACACACACACACACACACACACACAAACGAAAGAGAGACAUGGAAACAUGACGUCCUGCUCUGCUCAAACAUAACUGACCAAUCAUGACUUGGCUUCAUUCGUGUGUGUGUUUGUUUGUUUAUUUUUCACAACAGCUUGUGUGAGUGGUUAAAACUGACAUUUCAGCACCUUUAUCUUCUGCUAUUUUGCCAUUUUUCCAUGCAGAAAGAUUGUUAGUGAUUUUUUUUAUUUUAUUUUACAAACUAAAACAAAGGCCCAAAGAGUGCAGCCCAGCUGAACGAGCGUGUGUACUGAUCAUACUGCAACUGUAAUUUUGUCUGCACACACACACACACACACACACACACACACACGCGCACGCACAAUUCCUGACAUUUCAUCUUCACCAGUUCCUUAUCAUAAGUAUCAAAUUUUCCUACUUCCUGUUUGAAGAUUAGUUUCCAUAGUUACCGAGACCUAUAAAACGCGUCCUUCUAUCCUUAAAGUUUUACUCUUCCGGUAUAGGAAAUAACAUUAAAGGUGCGGUCAGUGAUUUUUUUUAUUUUUAUUUAUUUAUUUUUUUAAAGAUGAAGUCAGCCCUUUUUUGUAAUAUUUCUCAAAGCUCUGCUCACAUUGCAGAGGCGUCUCCACUCUCCCUACAGUCAUGCUUCUUGUUUCUUCUUUGUGUCCGAGUCGUUGAUAUUCUGAUGACACGAAAUACCGAAAUAGCUUAUUACACCUUUAAUGGUUUUGAAACGGGUUAGUCUGUACUGUUUUUGAUAAACCACUCAAGGCUAAACGUGAUUCUCCUAACACGUCAGUUUUUAAAAAUAUUCAAGCCUUUUCCAUAACCGAAUAAUGUAACCCUUGCUCUGCGUUAUACGGCGUUUAUAAGAAGGUCGAGCGGACGACGUACAGACAUCUGGAACGUUGUUGUACAGUUACGAUCGAGUGAAUACGAUUUUUCUUCCACUAAUCGCUAACGUAUACGUGGCGAUAUUCUCGUGACGUGAAAUCCGUUCAUCAAACACACGCCGAUGUACAAGUCCCCACUCUCUCGGUCCCCGUUAUCAGGAGCGCGUUUAUCCGGAAUACCUGAUGCUGAUCGCUGUACUCGCGUAGCACACAGUGACUUCUACGGCUAGAUCAUUUCAUUGUGUAGCUCUGCAAAAUAUCGUAACUAUUUUACAACGAUUAAUACGUAUCAUGCAACCCGAGUGAGAGAUCACACACACACACGCUUAUACACGCUUAUAAAUCCAGUACAGGAGACUAGUCCGUACCUCAGUAGUACUUCAGCAUGUAGCCGGAGGUUAUAAUCAGUGACGUAGAGAGCUGUUAAGAUAGAAGCUCUCACUGUGAUUAGGUGUGAAUGAUAAAAUGUUAUAAAUAUGCACUGGGCAGAUUUUUCUGCGGGGGAAAAAAAAAUUGGAAAACACAAAACGUUAAUGUGAAUAUAUGUUCAAUUCAUAUCAUGUCUUAUGUUGGGUUGUUGUUUUUUUUUUUUGUUUUUUUUUCUUCUGCCACCAAACUUUUAUACAACGGCUUUCUUUCAACCAGUGAAAUCAGUGUUUACGCAAGAUUUAUGUACAGAUAAAUAUCAGCUGAGAAAAAGACAUUAGGCAAACCCGACACUCUGUUUUAACCAUGUCUAUCCAUGAUUAACAAAUCCUGAACUUUUCUUUUUUUUUUUUUUUUUUUUUUUUUUAAACAAACGGUCGUGAAUCACCGGUGAUCCACGUAGUUGCUUCUCUUCAAGUUUACAAUCGUGUAUUGUUCGGAGCCAGACUCGAGCAAGAACUGCGAACGAUUUGCCCAUUUAAUCUACACCACGCACUGAUCGUAUGCCAAAACCAUGUAAAUGAAACAUGUGACAUGAAUAAUAAAACUCGUGUAUAUGAACGGUACGGGGCGUUGUUUUCACUUCAUAUUAUGGUGGUCGUUAUAUCCAAGUUCCACUCUUUAAAUGAAGCUUUUAUUUAGUAUGACUUGUAUUUACAUCUCUAAUAAUAAAAAAAUCGAAAAGGGAAAAUUAUGUUGGUGAGCCGACAUCUCCAAACCAGCAGGUCUUGUGGGGUGUUCACGGUGUGUAGUGGUUAUCCAUCCAUCUUCUAUACCGCUUGUCCUUCCUUCAGGGUCACGGGGGAACCUGGAGUCUAUCCCAGGGAGCAUGGGGCACAAGGCGGGGUACACCCUAGACAGGGUGCCAGUCCAUCACAGGGCACAAUCACAUACACACUCACACACCCAUUCAUACACUACGGACACUUUAGACACGCCAAUCAGCCUACCAUGCAUGUCUUUGGACUGGGGGGAGGAACCUGGGGCCUAUCCCAGGAAGCAUCGGGCACAAGGCGGGGUACACCCUGGACAGGGUACGUGUAUAACAAAAGCUGUAAAACACACUUAGCAGAAUGACUUUAAUGUGCACUCUUGAUUCUUUUUUCAACCGAGUGCUUUGAGCUGAUAAUGUGGUGCCUGGAGUUCAACUCCACAACAUGGUCAGGCACGAGUGGUUCACAGAGGCAGUUCAGGACAACAUCCAGAUUCCUCAUGAAACCAAAGAAUUCCUCUUCCACUUUAUUAGGAACACCUGUACGCCUGAUGGUUCAUGCGAUUAUCCAGUCAGCCAGUCGUGUGGCAGCAGCAGCAGCAGCAGCACCACAGUGUAUAACACAAUGCAGAUACAGAGUGGUUAUUUGAGGUACCUUAGACUUCCUGUCAACUCAACUGGACCAAGUCUAACCAUUCUCCGCUCUUCUUCAUCACGUUUUCUGCCUGCAGACCAGCACCGCUCUGGAUCAAUACCAGAGACUGCUGUGUGUGAAAACACUAGGAGUGCAGCAGUUUCUGAAAGACUCAAACGUCCUUGUCUGGAACCAACAAGCAAGCAUUGCGCCGAUGCUACACGAUUGGCGCACCACAUUAAUGUGCUGGUGUUCCUAAUAAAGUGGCUGGAAACAUGCCAGACUUGACCCAACAACCUCCAAGCUCAGCGGCACGGCUUUUACACCACAAAGCCACCAAGUUCCAGACAAACACACUGGUGUUUUAUGGACCUUUGACUUUUAAAAUGACAACCAAAGAAAGAAAAAAGGAAAGACACACCCACUAGCCACUUUAUUAGGAACACUUGCUCAUACCUGCUCCUUAAUGCAGUGAUCCACUCAGCCAGUCAUGUGGCAGCAGCUUGAUUCAAAACUCAUACAGCAUGUUAGGAAGGUGGGAUCAGAGCACCAGGUCAGCCAUGAUACAGCACCCCUGGAGAUCUUGCUCAAGGGUCCAACAGUGGCAGCUUGGCUGCACCAGGGCUUGAACCCUCAACCUGUGGGACCGUGGGAUGGUUCUUGGCACCAGACAAGAAGGUUUUCACUGUGGAGGAAAUGAUGCCUCACGUGCAGCACCUGAACGGAGCCGUGACCAAAAACCUCUUCCUAAAGGACAAGAAGAAGAAAAGCUUGUGGCUCGUCUCGGUGCGUCACAACCGGCAGGUCAACCUGAACGACCUGGCCAAGAAGCUGGGCGUGGGCAGCGGGAACCUGCCCUAAAACAGGAUUUCGCUGUUGGACUCCGUGACGUCCCACUCCACCCGACUGGAAUCGUGGAAGACGGCUGGACCGUGGACCGUCUGUUCAUCCUGUGUUACUGGGACUACCUCAGAUCUCGAGCGGGCAGUCUUCUGGCCUGGAAAGACUCCCACAGAGGCCUCGUGUGAACUCUGAUGGGAAACGCUACAUGAGAAAGAGAGACCGAGAUCAGAAAAAUAAUAACCUGAUAAAUAAUAAAGUGUCAACUUGACCCAAAGCAGUCUUAAGAGUCUCUUCCUAAAAGAGUUGAAUAAACACAUAAGACAUAAAGGUAACACAUAAAGGUACUUCACAGACACAGGAGUAAUUUAUGUG
Molecule: messenger RNA, 8325 nt
Organism: Ictalurus furcatus (blue catfish)
Lineage: Eukaryota; Metazoa; Chordata; Actinopteri; Siluriformes; Ictaluridae
Gene: ppp1r21
Product: protein phosphatase 1, regulatory subunit 21
Exons: 29
Coding region: 2000-4348 (782 amino acids)
Cellular component (GO): membrane; early endosome
Source: RefSeq, a predicted model, not a curated record